AACUGUCACCGACGGUCGAUAAGCCUUUCCGCGUUUGGCCAAUACCCAAAGAUUGAAGAAGAAGCAGCUCCACCUUCUCUGUAUUCCAGUGUUCACACAGACCACAAUUGAGCUUGCUCCAAGAUCUAUUCUCAACUAAAUGCCACUCACUUCGCAAACCUAAAACCCCAAGUGUGAGAUCAGAGAUCUGAAAUUCUCCGUCUCCAUUUGGAUUUUUUGGAAAUGGCGCUUCGUUUUCACUUCACCGCAUUCUCUCUGAUCCUCCUCCUUUUCCCUCUGCUCCUCCACGCCAAAACCCUGAAACGUGACAUGAAAGCAUUGAACGAGAUCAAGGCUUCGCUCGGCUGGAGAGUAGUCUACGCCUGGGUCGGAGACGAUCCCUGCGGCGACGGCGAUCUUCCGCCCUGGUCCGGCGUCACUUGCUCCACUCAAGGCGAUUACCGAGUCGUCACUGAGUUGGAGGUUUAUGCAGUCUCAAUUGUUGGGCCUUUUCCUACUGCCGUCACCAAUCUCUUGGAUCUCACUAGGCUGGAUCUCCAUAACAACAAGUUAACGGGGCCUAUCCCUCCUCAGAUUGGACGAUUGAAGCGCCUGAGAAUACUUAACUUGAGAUGGAAUAAGCUACAAGAUGUCAUUCCUCCUGAGAUUGGUGAACUGAAGAGUUUAACCCAUUUGUAUCUAAGCUUCAACAGUUUCAAAGGGGAAAUUCCUAAGGAGCUUGCUAAUCUACCAGCUCUUCGCUAUCUCUAUCUGCAAGAAAAUCGUCUUAUUGGGCGAAUUCCACCAGAACUAGGAACUCUGCAAAAUCUUCGGCACUUGGAUGUCGGCAACAAUCAUUUGGUGGGUACUAUUCGGGAACUCAUACGCAUUGAGGGCUGCUUUCCGGCUUUGCGUAACCUUUACCUAAACAACAAUUAUCUUACGGGAGGAAUUCCAGCUCAGCUUGCCAACUUGACCAACUUGGAAAUCUUGUACCUGUCUUACAACAAGAUGUCUGGGAUUGUUCCAUUAGCAAUAUCCCAUAUUCCUCGAUUGACUUACUUGUACUUGGAUCACAAUCAGUUUUCGGGGAGAAUUCCUGAUGCCUUCUAUAAACACUCAUUCUUGAAAGACAUGUAUAUUGAAGGGAAUGCAUUCAAGCCUGGUGUAAAACCGAUAGGCAUACACAAAGUUCUUGAGCUCACUGACACGGAAUUCCUGGUCUAGUCAAGAUAUCAAGAUAUUUUUUAUUUAUUUACCAAUUGUGUUAACGUACUGCCCAAACAAGGGUUCAUAUAUUGUCUGAAUGGAAAGGAAAUAUGUGUCGAUGAAUUUUUGCCGUCACUUAGAUGUAUCCAUGUUGCCAACUUUCCAACAAGUUGCCUAUAUGUGUAAAUUGUAUCUGAGCUUCAUAGUAGUUGAAAUAUCCAGAUUAACAAGGCAAACAAUUUCAUUUGUUGUCA
Messenger RNA from Rosa rugosa (rugosa rose), 1442 nucleotides. Its product is annotated as probable leucine-rich repeat receptor-like protein kinase At1g35710. Gene Ontology annotation, molecular function: receptor serine/threonine kinase binding. NCBI's taxonomy places the organism in Eukaryota, Viridiplantae, Streptophyta, Magnoliopsida, Rosales, Rosaceae. The record is from RefSeq and is a predicted model, not a curated record. Bases 223 to 1206 code for a protein of 327 amino acids. The transcript is spliced from 11 exons.